AUGCUGGGGCUAGGAUCCUUACUGUCAUUCUUCUUUGUCUUCGCGACAUGUCUUGCCUACCCCGGUGGCCUGGCGAGUAGGGCCACAGUCACCCCUCCCAGUACAGACCCCUUCUACGAACCCCCGGCAGGAUACGAAAACGAAGACCCAGGUACUAUCCUGCGAUACAGAAACGUACCACACCCGAUCGCCCUAAUCGACCCCAUAAAGAUCAAACUGGAAGCGGCAUACCAAAUCUUGUACCGAUCCACGGACAACUGGGACAACGCCACGGCAACAGUCACCACAGUUCUCGUCCCAGAAAAUGCCAAUACCUCGAGACUGCUGUCCUACCAGAUUCCAGAGGACUCAUCUGCCGUUAACUGUGCACCAUCAUACGUCCUCCAAACCGGCAUAGAAGACAACGACCUCCUUUCCAAAGUAGGAAUCCAAAGUCACACAGUCCUAUUUCGAGCGGCGCUGGAAAAGGGCUGGAUUGUGAGUAUACCGGAUCACGAGGGUCCCAAGGCCGCCUUUUUGGCAAAUCGUCGCGCCGGCCAUGCUGUUCUGGAUGGGAUUAGAGCCGUCCUUCGCUCUUCGGACUUUACUACUGUCUCCCCAAAUGCAUCCGUCGCGAUGUGGGGUUAUUCGGGAGGAAGUCUAGCAAGCGGAUUCGCCGCUGAACUCCAGCCAACCUACGCCCCCGAUCUGGAUAUGAUCGUUGGCGCCGCGCUGGGAGGGCUUAUCGGCGAUAUCGAGGUCGUCACAUAUACCGUUAACAAGGGCCCGUUUGUGGGGCUUGACUUUGGGGGCUUCAACGGCAUAGCGCAUGAAUAUCCCGACAUCGCGGCGUUAUACAAGGAGCAGCUUAUCGAGAGCAAAAAGGCGAAGUUCUACGAUGCGAACCAUAACUGUUUCGUGGCAAAUGUCAUCGAAUACCCCUUCCAGGAUAUCUUCUCCUAUUUCAAGGAUCCUAGCAUCCUAAGUUAUCCUCAGAUGCAGCAGGCCUUGAAGGAUAACAACCUCGGACAGAAUCCGCCUAAGAUACCGAUCUUCGUGUACAAGGGGGCUCUCGAUGAGAUCAGUCCCGCCAGCACGGCAGAGAUCGUUGCGUCGCGGUAUUGUGCGGGAGGCACAGCGGUCAAAUAUAAGAAUGUUUUGACGCACGAGCAUAUACUUCUGCAAGUCGAUGGAUUUCUGGAAGCCUUUGCUUGGCUAGAGGAGAGGAUGAAUGGCGAGGCUAUACAGUCAGAUUGUUCGCAUACUGAUGAGCUGUUGCCGCUCUCCGAGCCAGGCAGCCUGGGUGUAAUAGUGCCCACCGUUGAGGGUGUAGGCAAAGAUGUGGUCGGUACAAUUCUUGGUUGA
Molecule: messenger RNA, 1344 nt
Organism: Aspergillus pseudonomiae
Lineage: Eukaryota; Fungi; Ascomycota; Eurotiomycetes; Eurotiales; Aspergillaceae
Product: secretory lipase-domain-containing protein
Exons: 1
Coding region: 1-1344 (447 amino acids)
Biological process (GO): lipid catabolic process
Molecular function (GO): triacylglycerol lipase activity
Source: RefSeq, a predicted model, not a curated record